Solanum lycopersicum (tomato) is the source of this 832-nucleotide messenger RNA. Its product is annotated as phospholipase A2-alpha. Lineage: Eukaryota; Viridiplantae; Streptophyta; Magnoliopsida; Solanales; Solanaceae. The record is from RefSeq and is a predicted model, not a curated record. Gene Ontology annotation, biological process: phospholipid metabolic process; arachidonate secretion; lipid catabolic process. Gene Ontology annotation, molecular function: calcium ion binding; lipid binding; A2-type glycerophospholipase activity.
AUAUCAUCUCAUCAACUCAGCCAGAAAGGCUUCAGUUUCUAUACACAUAUAUUUUUGUUUUGUCACCAACCAUUUUUUCCUAUAAAUCAGAGCCUUUUUAUUAAAUUAUUAAAAUUUUAGUGCUUUUUUUUCUUUCUUUGUGCUUAGUUCAAAUGGUGAAAUUAUCUCUACACUUUCUUGCAUUUUGCAUCAUAGCAAUUUUCACCAAUUUAUUUAAUUCCCCAAUUUCAAUUCAUGCACUUAACGUUGGUGUUGAAACUAAUGCUGGCCUCUCCUUGGAAAAAGAAUGCAGUAGAACAUGUGAAUCAAAGUUUUGUGCAGUUCCUCCAUUUCUAAGAUAUGGUAAAUAUUGUGGAAUUAUGUAUAGUGGAUGCCCUGGGGAACAACCAUGUGAUGCACUUGAUGCUUGUUGUAUGAAGCAUGAUUUAUGUAUACAACACAAAGACAAUAAUUAUCUAAAUUUGGAGUGCAAUGAGAACUUCUUGAGUUGUGUAGCUAAGUUCACAAAAUCAGGAUCUCCAACAUUCAAAGAAAAUACAUGUUCAAUUACUACAGUUGUUAGAGUUAUCACUGAUGUUAUUGAUGCUGCUGUGGCUGCUGGAAAAAUUUUCAAGAAACCAUAGUAUUUUUAAAAAACAUUUUUAAUUUUUUCUAAAUUUUCAUUUAUUUUUACAUUUGAAGAAAAUUGUUGUUAUCAUUGUGCUUGUAAUUUCUAUGGGGACCAAAUUAAGUGUCUUAGAUGUAUUAUAAUGCUUCAUUUAUUUUAGUAACUUGGUUUUAAUUGCUUGUUAAACAAACUCUAACACUACAAUAAAAAUGAUCAUUAGUGGCA